Molecule: messenger RNA, 1034 nt
Organism: Pongo pygmaeus (Bornean orangutan)
Lineage: Eukaryota; Metazoa; Chordata; Mammalia; Primates; Hominidae
Gene: SNRPD2
Product: small nuclear ribonucleoprotein D2 polypeptide
Exons: 4
Coding region: 585-941 (118 amino acids)
Biological process (GO): RNA splicing
Cellular component (GO): small nuclear ribonucleoprotein complex
Molecular function (GO): RNA binding
Source: RefSeq, a predicted model, not a curated record
AGGGUCCCCGUGGUGCCCGGGUCCCCGCCCAGCCUCACCCGCAGCUCCCGGCCCAGCGGCAGCUCCUCAGUCCUGCGGUGCCAGCCGCUCCAAAUGGUGUAGAACGCCGAGCCCACGGCCAGCGCCAGCAACAGAGGCAAGAGCCGAACCCGCGGUAGCAGGCGGCGCUUCGGCGGCAAGAGUGGCUCCAUAAGUCCACGUUCCCCGAGCCGCAGGCGGGGCCGCCCGCGGCCCCCAGAACGCAUGGCCGCUUUGCCCUGAAACCUGUACCAGACCACGGAUUGAGUUUAGGCCCAGCCAAGUUCCACCCCAUGGAAUCGGUGGGCCAAUAAGCAACAGCUGCGGCUGCACCAGCCCAUCCCACAGCGAGCAGCGAAACCAAUAAGAACUACGGUCCUGAGGACACGCCUCCCAGCCUCUCUUGGGUAUUUGGGUUGGUUCCCCUGAGAAUGGCACGACCCAAAUGGGAGCGCAAGAGAGGCGCCAACGGAAGUGGGUCGCAGGAAGAGGAAGUCCCGCCUCUCUUUCCUCGGGCGGCAGCAACGCGGAGGAAACGGGAGUGAACGGAGAGCGUAUUAACCAUCAUGAGCCUCCUCAACAAGCCCAAGAGUGAGAUGACCCCAGAGGAGCUGCAGAAGCGAGAGGAGGAGGAAUUUAACACCGGUCCACUCUCUGUGCUCACACAGUCAGUCAAGAACAACACCCAAGUGCUCAUCAACUGCCGUAACAAUAAGAAACUCCUGGGCCGCGUGAAGGCCUUCGAUAGGCACUGCAACAUGGUGCUGGAGAACGUGAAGGAGAUGUGGACUGAGGUACCCAAGAGCGGCAAGGGCAAGAAGAAGUCCAAGCCAGUCAACAAAGACCGCUACAUCUCCAAGAUGUUCCUGCGCGGGGACUCGGUCAUCGUGGUCCUGCGGAACCCGCUCAUCGCUGGCAAGUAGGGGCCGCCUAUCCGUCGACAGAACUCACUCCUCUGUCCUAUGAAGACCGCUGCCAUUGGUGUUGAGAAUAAUAAAGCUCUGUGUUUUUUUCUA